AUGGCGGUGAACUACAGCGCCAACCAGUACGAGAAGGCAUACCAUACCGGCCCGCGCCUGCUGCAGAACUGGUCCCCUGCGAGGCCGACCAAGGAGAGAGUGGCUGCCCAGGAAGGCUACACGCAGAUCAUUGCCGACAGCCGCGGCCACCUGCUGCCCUCCGUGCCCCGUUCCCAGGCCAGCCCCUGGGGAUCCUUCAUGGGCACCUGGCAGAUGCCGCUCAAGGUGCCCCCCGCCCGGGUGAACCUGACCGCGCGUACCGCAGCGGGCGCUGCCAACCUCACCAAGUGGAUCCAGGAGAGCCCCAACUUCCUCCAGGCGUGCAAUGGGCUGUGCCCCGAGGUCGUGGGCAAGGUAGGUGGACGCGCAGUGCCUCGGCUUGCCGAGGCCCCCAAAGCCCAAGGACACCCCCGCCCCAGAGAAGGCAGUGCAGCGGGCUGGGGAGCUCAGGCCCCCUCUGCACUCCGCCAGCCGCGAGAGCUGGAGCGUGACACGGCCCAGAAGCAGCCGGGGUCUCCCUCCAAGGCUUUGGACCUGCUGGCCCCGCGGCCAAGGUGA
Messenger RNA from Sorex araneus (European shrew), 558 nucleotides. It is a transcript of the gene CFAP126, whose product is annotated as cilia and flagella associated protein 126. Gene Ontology annotation, cellular component: ciliary basal body. The record is from RefSeq and is a predicted model, not a curated record. NCBI's taxonomy places the organism in Eukaryota, Metazoa, Chordata, Mammalia, Eulipotyphla, Soricidae. Gene Ontology annotation, biological process: cilium organization.